This is a messenger RNA of Fusarium verticillioides 7600, 2067 nucleotides long. RefSeq names its product serine/threonine protein kinase. Gene Ontology annotation, biological process: peptidyl-threonine phosphorylation; peptidyl-serine phosphorylation. Gene Ontology annotation, molecular function: protein serine/threonine kinase activity; ATP binding. The transcript has 2 exons. Lineage: Eukaryota; Fungi; Ascomycota; Sordariomycetes; Hypocreales; Nectriaceae. Bases 1 to 2067 code for a protein of 688 amino acids. The record is from RefSeq and is a predicted model, not a curated record.
AUGGGUCAUCGUAAAUGGCUCGAGUCAUUGGCUGCUUAUCGAAUUUCUGCGAAUGUGUCUGCAGAUGUCCUCGAUUCGGAGUUUCCAAUCGUUGACGUCGAUAUGUCCUCUGUCUGGGAAACGUUAAUGAACGCGUGUAGGAAACCCGCUAUUGAUCAUACUGGUAAGCAAGCGUUUAUACCUCUGGGACGGCUGCUUCGGAUUCUCAGCCCCCGGAAUGUUGAAAAGAUACUCAGUCAAAGCUUCACAGACGAAAUUUUGAUGAGUCUUGUCAACGAGGUAUAUGGAGCUAAUGGCGAACCAAGAAGACUAAAGAUCAUGGCUACAUUGAUAUUGAUCAAUGGACUUAAUUUUCUACUAGACUUUGUCAAAGCAAAGGUAGAAGAUAGUCAGCUCCCACUUACUGUUCACCGACGAGGACAACAACCUAUCUUAUACGACCGUGAGAAUAAUGAGAUAGAGUGUUCAAAGAAUUGGACUUGGUCCUAUCCCGAAGCCGAAUACUUUACUAUGAAGCAGAUGCAACUAUGCAGCCUAUUCUGCACUAUCGAUGAAGAAGAGCAGUUUAUGGAUCAUUUUCGACUCCCUGCAGAUUUUGUCCUACCAUUUGUGGAUUCUGAUCCCCCUGUAAUUCGGUCUGGAGGAUAUGGCAAAGUCACAAAGGUCUUUAUAGAGCCGUCGCACUUAUGGUACCGGGGUAGGUACCCAAAACCGGAGUGUUUCGCUAUCAAGGCUGUUCAGCACAGCUCAAUAGACCAUCCGAGUGAAGCAGACUCUCUCGCAAGACGCCUGGUUAUCAAGAAGCUCGCAGACAGAGAACACCUUCAUCAACUGCUUUUCUCCUUUCGUCGAGCUGACUAUUACUACCUCGUUUUUGAAUGGGCCGACGGCGAUCUCACCGAUCUAUGGGAAACGAUGCCAAGCUUAUACCGCCCUGAUGUCGAAGAAGACGCGUGUUGGUUCUUUCGCCAAUGCGCCGGUAUUGUGCGGAGCUUGGGUAGUCUUCACGAGCAACGCUCGUCUUACACCGCCAGCACCGUGAAGGAAAUAGUUCACGUCGCGCUGGAAGGAAGGUACGGACGGCACAGCGACAUAAAGCCGCAAAAUCUGCUUUGGUUUAGUGAUUUUCAAGGCGACAAGAAAGAUCACCUGGUUAUCGCCGAUCUUGGCCUUACCCAGUUCAACACAUCGCAGUCAAAGUCACAUGUGUCAUGGGCUGGUGUCAAAGGCUAUACACAAACCUACAAAGCCCCAGAGAGUGAAGGAAGUGGUAGGGUUGGAGUCAGAUAUGACAUUUGGUCUCUUGGCUGCGUCUUUCUGGAGCAUGCGUCUGUGUUUCUGAUGAGAGACAAAAGCUGUGUCAGGACCUUCUCAAACAGUAGACUGAAGGAGGAUAAGUAUCUGAACAGGUCUGGGAAUUAUCAUGGCGAUACUUUCUACAAUUUGAUCAGGGAAAAGGAUUUAACAGAUACAUACACAUCAAUUGGAAGCAGUGGCAUCCGGGGAGAGGUCAAAAAGACAGUCACGAAAAUGAUUCAAGAUCUCAAAAACCAUAGAUUAUGUGCUCCUUCGAUGUCUGACUUCCUAGAUCUCAUCAGCGAAGGGAUGCUAGUACCGGAUCAGUCUGCUCGAUAUACUGCAGGUAUGGUCUUGAGAGCUCUCAGAGAUAUCCAGGUCCGUUGUGACCAGGACCCCAGGUACGCUUGCUUAUCAAGACACUUGCCAUUGAAGGAUCAGUUGAAGUCAAUUCCCGAUGGCCAAUUUUCUUCAAGGCAGUCUCGGAUCUUGGCAGGUAUCUCAGGAGGGCAAGAGGGUAGCAGGACCAACUUUGGUUCGUCUCACACGGAGUCAACCAGAGAUGCGGGGGCUGCUGAUCCAGAAGCUUUGAAGAUGCUUAAUGAGCUGCGUCAUAUGAGUAACGAUAUUAAUUUAUCCCCCGACAACCUACAACUCCGGAUACCAAAGAUUCAGUUUGAUGGGUCUGUAGGAGGUCUUUUGCAGAAACCCAGCCCUAUCAGCGAUUUAAUCCAUAGGUUUCAGUCGCUCUCUGUCCAAGAGAAGAUUUGA